UGAUCACCAAUAGCCUGCCGUUAUCAUUUAUUAGGCUUUCCGAAAUUGAUUUUCAAUUUCAAUCCUCUUCAUUAUCGCCGGGUUUCCCUCCACUCUCUCACUAUUCUACAAUCAUCAUUCAAUUCAAAUUCAAUUUUUUUGAAACACCAAUUCUCACAUCAACAAAACAGGUUUGAUUGCCAUGGAGAUGAAUUCGCAGAACAGACCAUUUUCAAUCAAAUUAUGGCCUCCUAGUCAGAACACUAGACAGACACUUGUGGAUAAGAUGAUCACCAAUCUUACUACAAGAUCUAUUUUCACGCAGAAGUAUGCAACUUUGGACCGUGAAGAGGCUGAAGAAAAUGCAAAAAGAAUUGAGGAUGUCGCUUUUGUCACUGCAAACCUACAUUAUGAGAAAGAGCCAGAUGGUGAUGGAGGUUCUGCAGUCCAGCUUUAUGCCAAAGAGUGCAGUAAGCUCCUCCUAGAUGUGCUUAAAAGAGAACCUACUAAGAACAGUGACAAUGAAGUGGUGGUGCCCGAUGAUACCGCUGUUCCUCAGGAAUCUGUUUUUGAUAUAUCUAAAGGCAAAAGAGCUUUCAUUGAAGCAGAGGAGGCUCGUGAGCUUUUGAGGCCGUUAACGGAAUCAGGAAAUUCUUUCACUAAGAUAUGCUUCAGCAACAGAAGUUUUGGAUUAGAAGCAGCUGAGGUCGCCCAACCGAUUCUCAGUUCCCUCAAGGGCCAGUUGAAAGAAGUAGACCUGUCAGAUUUUGUUGCGGGAAGGCCAGAAGCAGAAGCACUUGAUGUCAUGAGGAUAUUCUCUGCUGCUCUAGAGGGCAGUGUCUUGAAGUAUUUAAACCUUUCUGACAAUGCUUUAGGUGAGAAAGGUGUUAGAGCAUUUGGAGCUCUCUUGAAAUCACAAAGCUGCUUGGAGGAGCUUUAUCUUAUGAAUGAUGGAAUUUCAGAAGAAGCUGCACAAGCAGUUUCUGAGUUGAUUCCUUCCACAGAGAAGCUCAAAAUUAUCCAUUUUCAUAAUAAUAUGACUGGAGAUGAAGGAGCGCUUGCUAUAGCGGAGGUUGUGAAGCGAUCUCCUCUCUUGGAAGAUUUCCGUUGUUCCUCCACAAGGAUAGGCGAGGAAGGUGGUGUUGCCUUAUCUGAAGCUUUAGGGAAUUGCACCCAUUUGAGGAAGCUUGAUUUGCGAGACAACAUGUUAGGUGUAGAGGGUGGGAUUUCUCUGAGUAAAGCUCUUGCCAAGAAUGCAGAGUUAAGAGAGAUAUACCUGAGCUACUUGAACUUGGAAGAUGAAGGAGCAAUUGCAAUAGUUAACACUCUUAAGGAGUCAGCUCCUCGCCUUGAAGUUCUUGAGAUGAAUGGAAAUGAAAUUACUGUUGAUGCUGUUCUUGCUAUAGUAGACUGCCUAGCAGCAAAGAAGAUUCUUGCCAAGUUGAUCCUCUCGGAGAACGAACUAAAGGAUGAAGGUGCCAUCCAGAUAAGUAAAGCUCUAGAAGGCCUUGACCAGUUAAAGGAAGUUGAUCUAAGUUCCAACGAAAUAAGCAGUGACGGGGCUCGACAAUUGGCUCUCACUGUGGUGCAGAAGGCUGAUUUUAAACUUCUGAACAUUAAUGGAAACCAAAUUUCUGAUGAUGGCAUUGAAGAGUUGAAGGUUAUAUUUGAAAAAUCUCCGGACAUGCUCGGUCCAUUAGAUGAAAAUGACCCUGAUGGAAAAGACGGUGAUGGAGAAUCUGAUGAAGAGGGUGGUGUGGAAGAUGAACUGGAAUCCAAAAUGAAGAACCUUGUGGUUGAUUGAAUUGUCUGCUCUCUCAUUCUGCUGCAAAGUAACUCUUAGGACAGUAGUAUCAGUUUAUUUAUUCUUAGAAUUAUAUGUAACGAUUAAGACGAGGUCACCAACCAUCAACUAUUUAGAGUGUGUUUGGACUAGAUAUCAUAAUCUUGUCUUCAAUGUUUCUUUUCUUUUUAUUAGACUGUAUUAUUUGCAGCUUCAACCCUAUGUAGCAAUGUUUUUUUAUCAUCAGUGCUGCGUUGUUCAUUUUUA
Molecule: messenger RNA, 2029 nt
Organism: Vicia villosa (hairy vetch)
Lineage: Eukaryota; Viridiplantae; Streptophyta; Magnoliopsida; Fabales; Fabaceae
Product: RAN GTPase-activating protein 2
Exons: 2
Coding region: 182-1783 (533 amino acids)
Molecular function (GO): protein binding; GTPase activator activity
Source: RefSeq, a predicted model, not a curated record